ACUGUCACGUCAUCUUCAGCUGAUACGUCUACUACUGUCACGUCAUCUUCAGCUGAUACGUCGUCUACUGUCACGUCAUCUUCAGCUGAUACGUCUACUGUGAUACAAGUCGUGCUGGAAUCAGGAGCAAGUAUCAUCGGCCAGACCGAUUCUACAGAGACUCUGAGUUCUCUGAUGUCCUCCUACCUUGAACUCACCACCCAUGGCCAGUCCUCAGAUGCCAUGUCCUCACUGACCAGCUCAUCAGAAGCAGUAAGCCUCAUUACAAGUUCGCCAGUAAGUGACCUUUAUUCUGAUUCGGUUGUUGAUAGCGCGCAUAGCUCGUCAACAGAACCAUCAAGCGCUGCACUGCCGACAUCUGCUAGCUUGCUACCUCAACAUUCCGCCGAGUCCAUUGCUUCUUCAUCUGAUACAUCAGGUCAAACUAACCUCAUCACGCAACUGUCAGGUUCAGCUUCGUCAUCUUCUUCUCCUGUCAUCCUAUCUACAGAUGCUACUGCUGUGUUCUCCUCUGCAGCUUCUGAUGCCACUUCUUCAGCAACUACUACAAGUUCGAUAUCACCCGAAGAGUCGACGGCUACUGAUGUGUAUGUGUCUUCGUCGAUCGUAAUGCAAUCCUCUGCUGAUUCCUCAUCACUGUCAAGCGUAAUGCCAUCCUCUGCUGAUUCCUCAUCACUGUCAAGCGUAAUGCCAUCUUCUGCUGAUUCCUCAUCACUUCAUCAACGUAAUGCCAUCUUCAGUUGA
This is a messenger RNA of Haliotis rubra (blacklip abalone), 744 nucleotides long. Its product is annotated as platelet binding protein GspB-like. The annotation marks the transcript as partial. The record is from RefSeq and is a predicted model, not a curated record. NCBI's taxonomy places the organism in Eukaryota, Metazoa, Mollusca, Gastropoda, Lepetellida, Haliotidae. The transcript is spliced from 2 exons.